Molecule: messenger RNA, 2028 nt
Organism: Colletotrichum chrysophilum
Lineage: Eukaryota; Fungi; Ascomycota; Sordariomycetes; Glomerellales; Glomerellaceae
Exons: 1
Coding region: 1-2028 (675 amino acids)
Source: RefSeq, a predicted model, not a curated record
AUGGCAGCAGAUGACACCACCCAGAUCGAGCAACCAGACACGCCAGCGCCCGUCUUCGCCGCCCGAGCAUUGAAAAGCGCAAUCUUUGGCACUCCUGCCCGAGACGACGAUCGCGACCACCGUGCCGCAGGCAUGUCGCGUAACAGGAACGUUGACGACUCCGAAACCGAGUCGCGUACACCGGUGAAGCAGCCACAGGGCAUUUUGCUCACUCCCGGCACCGGUACCUCUCGACGAAAACGCGUCUCGUUUGGACACGAUGUUUUGGACAAAGGCGGCCUCAAGAAAGGCAAGGGAAAAGAUACGGAUGACAAGCCUGGAAAGUUCCCCAGCAGCUUCGAUAGCGCAGGCGACUCGGCAAGCAAACGGACGAAGCUCACCGAGGCAAUGGAGAACUCCCGCAAAGGGAAGGCGCUCAGCAGCUCGCGGGAGACGCAGCCACCCCAGCAGAUGCGUCUCCAACCUCAACCAGUGAGGAACGACGAUGCAGAAGACGAAUGGGAGGAGGCCGACGACGACCAAUGCACGCAUGACAUGACGAUUGAUCUUAAUGAGCCUCAUUCGCGGUCAGGAAAGUACUGGAAGUCGGAAUUCGAGCAGUAUCACCAGGACGCUAAAGCCGAGAUGGAGAAACUGCUCAAAUACAAGCAGCUGGCCAAGUCCUACGCCAAGCUGAAAGACGCCGAGGCUAUCGACCUGAAUGUGAAGCUCAAGGAAGAGCAGGACAGGGUGGCUCAGAUGGAGCAGAAGAUUGCCGAUAUGGCGGCGCAGAUAGCUGCAAAGCGCGUCAGCGGCGAAGAAAGAGACAAUCCUCAGCUUAUGAAGGACCUGGCGAAGCAGACUGCUGUUGCUGUCGAGUACAGGACCCAGGUCAAGGAGCUAGCGGCUCUGCUGGAGGGUCGCGACGAUGACGGAGACCCCCAUACGCGCAGACGACAGACAGCCUCUCCACGGACGCAGAGGACCCUUAUGGAGACGCAGCGUGAGUUGAGGAAAGCCAGGUCUCAGGUUAAGGAGAACAACCAGAUGAAGGAGGAAAUCGAGAAACUCAAGUCCGACCUGCUGUUUGCCGAGCAGCGAGCAAACAAGUUGGCCGAGGAGAACAAGCGUUUGGCCGAGCAACAGUCUCUCCCAAAUAAGACCAAGACAGCUUCAUCUGCCGAGUUGGAAGAGCUGGAAGAGUUGCGGGAAGAAUCACGCCAAAAAGAUGAAGAGUUGCGCCGAAUCAAAGCAGACUUUGAUGCCUACAGAAAGGACGCUGAAGCUGCGCAAGAGGAUACGAGACGCAUCCUCCAGAAAGCCACCGACAAGAUCAACGACCUGAAGAAGGAAGUGAAGACGCUCAAGGCGGCAGGGACUGUCGAUGGACACAAGCCCAAGACGUCCGUCAGCUCAUUGCCUGAGCGAGAGACUGUCGAGAAAGAGAGAGGGCAUCGCAACCAUGACAAAAACCGUUUCGAUGUUGCCCCCGUGCCGAUUCGUCGCACGUCGAAUGACACGAGCUCCAAGCGGCGGAGUCUCGAAAUUGUGGAAUCCCUAGGCAGGAAGCUCAAUCAGUCCAAGUCUCACAAUCUUCGAGACAAGUACCAUGAGGAUGCCGGCUCUUACUCAUCGGGAGAGGAAGACCUUGUCCAGGCGCGUCCCAAAUCCGAAAUCCUCUCCGGCAAGGUCACAUUGGACAAGCCUAGAUGGCGGCCAUUCAUUCCCAGGUCCCCUCGCAACAGAGCAUACCUCGGAUCCGAAAUCAACGAGCGAAUCGUCAGCUCAAGCGAAGUUCCCUCAGGCACCACACCCGCGCCCCGGCAUAGGUUUGCAUCCAAAGAGAACGACCCGCCCAUCGACCUGCUUCAAGACCGAUUUGCUCGACUUGGCAUGCCUGAAGCCGAUGCUAGCACCAUGGCAGCAAACACGUCAAAGAGCACCCUGCCACCAGAGCGGCGAGCCGCGGCCAUUGCACGAAUUGAACAAAGAAAGGCUGAGAAGAGGCGCGCCUUGGCAGGCCUGAAUAAGGAGAACAUGAGACCUUGA